This is a messenger RNA of Canis lupus familiaris (dog), 7038 nucleotides long. RefSeq names its product SECIS binding protein 2 like (gene SECISBP2L). Gene Ontology annotation, molecular function: selenocysteine insertion sequence binding; mRNA 3'-UTR binding; ribonucleoprotein complex binding. Gene Ontology annotation, cellular component: ribonucleoprotein complex. Bases 242 to 3550 code for a protein of 1102 amino acids. Lineage: Eukaryota; Metazoa; Chordata; Mammalia; Carnivora; Canidae. Gene Ontology annotation, biological process: selenocysteine incorporation. The record is from RefSeq and is a predicted model, not a curated record. The transcript is spliced from 18 exons.
UUUGGGCCCUCCUCGGCUUCCGUCCCAGAUGAUCCCUCCCCGAGGCUGCCGCCGCCUCCUCCUUCCCCCGGAGCUGGAGCCACCCCCUCGGCCAGUGGCGUAGCCGGACUCCGUGUCGGGGCCAGCCAGAUAGGGGCGGAGGUCCUGAGCCCGGGCUCGACUGGAGCGGGGGGCCAUGGAGAAAGCGGCCCGGGGCGUUUUCCGCAGCGACUAACGCGGGCCCGUUGCGGCUGCAGGCGCCAUGGACCGAGCCCCCGCCGAGCAGAAUGUCAAGCUAUCAGCUGAGGUAGAACCAUUUAUUCCACAGAAGAAGAAUCCUGAUACAUUUAUGAUCCCGAUGGCACUCCCAAAUGAUAAUGGAAAUGUUUCUGGUGUAGAACCAACUCCAAUCCCCAGCUACCUGAUUACUUGUUACCCAUUUGUGCAGGAAAACCAGUCCAAUAGACAGUUUCCGUUGUAUAACAAUGAUAUACGAUGGCAACAGCCCAGUCCAAACCCUGCUGGGCCAUACCUCGCCUACCCCAUUAUAUCUGCUCAGCCACCUGUUUCUACAGAGUAUACAUAUUAUCAGCUGAUGCCAGCACCAUGUGCCCAAGUUAUGGGAUUCUAUCAUCCUUUUCCUACACCUUACUCCAACACCUUUCAGGCUGCAAAUACUGUAAAUACUAUAACCACAGAAUGCACUGAGCGUCCAAAUCAGCUUGGACAGGUCUUCCCAUUGUCCAGUCAUCGAAGCAGAAACAGUAACAGAGGACCAGUUGUACCAAAACAACAGCUUUUACAACAGCACAUAAAAAGCAAAAGGCCACUGGUGAAAAAUGUAGCUACUCAGAAAGAGACAAAUGCAGCAGGUCCUGAUAAUCGAUCAAAAAUUGUGCUUCUGGUAGAUGCUUCACAGCAAACUGAUUUCCCAUCAGAUAUUGCUAACAAAUCUCUCUCGGAGAGCUCUGCUACAAUGCUCUGGAAGUCCAAGGGCAGGAGAAGAAGAGCCUCCCACCCUACUGCUGAAUCCUCUAGUGAGCAGGGCGCUAGUGAAGCCGACAUUGACAGUGAUAGUGGCUACUGCAGUCCCAAACACAGCAACAACCAGCCUGCAGCAGGGGCUUUGAGAAAUCCCGAUUCUAGCACCAUGAAUCAUGUGGAAUCAUCUAUAUGUACAGGUAGUGUAAAUUGGUCCAAUGUAACCUGCCAGGCAACUCAGAAAAAACCUUGGAUGGAAAAAAAUCAGACAUUUUCUAGAGGUGGAAGGCAGACUGAACAAAGAAAUAAUUCACAGGUUGGAUUCAGAUGCCGAGGACAUAGUACUUCCUCAGAAAGAAGACAGAAUUUGCCGAAGAGACAAGAUAAUAAUAAGCAGUUAAACGCCAGUCAGUCUCAUAGAGGCGACUCAAAUUCUGAGUCUUUAUAUUUUGAGGAUGAAGAUGGAUUUCAAGAACUAAAUGAGAAUGGAAAUACUAAAGAUGAGACUAUCCAACAGAAACUUUCUUCAAAAGUAUUGGAUGAUUUACCUGAAAACUCACCAAUCAAUAUAGUUCAGACUCCAAUUCCCAUUACAACCUCAGUUCCUAAACGUGCAAAAAGUCAGAAGAAGAAAGCAUUAGCAGCUGCCCUUGCCACAGCUCAAGAAUAUUCAGAAAUAAGUAUGGAGCAAAAAAAACUACAGGAAGCUUUAUCAAAGGCAGCUGGAAAAAAGAAUAAAACCCCUGUGCAGCUAGAUUUGGGGGACAUGUUAGCAGCUCUGGAAAAGCAGCAACAAGCAAUGAAGGCACGGCAGAUUACUAAUACCAGACCUCUGGCAUAUACAGUGGUUACUGCAGCUUCUUUUCACACUAAAGACUCUACUAACAGAAAACCUUUAACCAAAAGUCAGCCCUGUUUGGCAUCCUUUAAUUCAUUGGACAUUACUUCCUCUAAAGCAAAGAAAGGAAAAGAGAAGGAAAUUGCAAAACUAAAACGGCCCACAGCACUUAAAAAGGUUAUUUUGAAAGAAAGAGAGGAAAAGAAGGGCCGUUUAACUGUGGACCACAACCUUUUGGGAUCUGAGGAACCAAUAGAAAUGCACUUAGAUUUUAUUGAUGAUUUGCCACAGGAGACUGUUUCCCAGGAAGAUACUGGACUGAGCAUGCCCAGUGAUACUUCGCUUUCUCCAGCAAGUCAGAACUCUCCAUACUGUAUGACACCUGUGUCACAAGGCUCUCCGGCUAGUUCUGGGAUAGGCAGUCCAAUGGCAUCUUCGACAAUAACCAAAAUCCACAGCAAAAGAUUUAGAGAGUAUUGUAAUCAGGUUCUUUGUAAGGAGAUUGAUGAAUGUGUGACUCUUCUUCUUCAAGAGCUUGUCAGUUUUCAGGAACGCAUCUACCAAAAAGAUCCUGUAAGAGCAAAAGCGAGGAGACGUCUGGUUAUGGGCCUAAGGGAGGUUACUAAACAUAUGAAGUUAAAUAAGAUCAAGUGUGUUAUAAUUUCUCCAAACUGUGAAAAAAUCCAGUCGAAAGGUGGCCUGGAUGAGGCUCUUUAUAAUGUUAUAGCCAUGGCACGGGAACAAGAAAUUCCUUUUGUAUUUGCCCUUGGAAGAAAAGCUCUAGGACGCUGUGUGAACAAGCUGGUUCCUGUUAGCGUAGUGGGAAUCUUCAACUACUUUGGUGCUGAGAGCCUGUUUAAUAAGUUAGUGGAGCUCACUGAGGAAGCCAGAAAAGCAUAUAAGGAUAUGGUUGCAGCAAUGGAGCAAGAGCAGGCUGAGGAAGCCUUGAAGAAUGUGAAAAAGGUGCCACACCACAUGGGACAUUCUCGGAACCCCUCUGCAGCAAGUGCCAUUUCUUUCUGCAGUGUCAUUUCUGAACCCAUCUCUGAAGUAAAUGAAAAGGAAUAUGAAACAAAUUGGAGAAACAUGGUGGAAACCUCAGAUGGGCUGGAAACAUCAGAAAACGAGAGAGAGGUUUCCUGUAAGCAUAGCACUUCUGAAAAACCCAGUAAACUUCCAUUUGAUGCAGCCCCUGUUGGUAAGCAGCCAUCAUUACUGGCUACAGGCAGUACUACCUCAGCUACAAACCCUGGGAAAUCAACAGUGAGCGAUAAAGAGGAGGUGAAGCCAGAUGACCUGGAAUGGGCCUCCCAGCAGAGUACAGAGACUGGUUCUUUGGAUGGCAGUUGCCGAGAUCUUCUGAAUUCCUCCAUCACCAGCACCACCAGCACUCUUGUACCUGGCAUGCUUGAAGAAGAAGAUGAUGAAGAUGAGGAAGAGGAGGAAGAUUAUACUCAUGAACCCAUAUCUGUAGAAGUACAGCUCAAUAGUAGAAUUGAGUCUUGGGUCUCUGAGACCCAGAGAACAAUGGAGACUCUUCAGCUUGGAAAAACCCUUAAUGGUUCUGAGGAAGACCAUGCAGAGCAAAGUGGAGAAGAGGAGGCAGAGGCACCUGAAGUGCUAGAACAAGGGAUAGAUGGUGAGGCCUGGACUACUGACCACCAAGCAAGUCAGGAGCAGCAGAAGCCUAGCAGUUGCAGCUCAGUAAACAAUGAGCCCUCUGAUCUUAAUUAUACGCCCCUAGGUCUAUAACUCAGGAAAUGUCAACUGUCUGUCUCCAACUGUGUAAGGGUUGCAGCCGUUAUCUGUUAUGCUUCAUCUCAACAUUUUGCACUGUCCAGUAUUUAAUAUAUGUAUUUAAUUUCUGACAAAUAUUUUUGUAGCUUUUACUUGUUUUACUAUAAUCUGUAGCUUAGCUUUUAAUUAGCAUCUAAGUAUCUUUCUAAGAGCUGUGUAGAAAUUCAGAAAUAUUCGAGCUUAUUUUGUCAUGGAAAAUAAUAAUUAAAAAAUAGAAGAAGGCUAGGUUUUUUAAAAGAAAAUAAAUUUAAAAUGCCUGUUGAGAGUCAUUUUGAAAGUUAAAGAUCAAGACUCUAAGGAUAGGAGCAGUUACCAAUGUUUGCUUCAAGACUAAGCCUCCUUUAAUCAAAAGCUGUUUGGGUUUCUUUAAAAAAAGAACUGGAGGUAGAUUUGGAGAACUGAAAAAGAAAAAAGAAAAAAAAAAAAACAAAAGACUUGAGGGUAGCGAAGUCCACAAUUGUUUUGUGUUAAAAAUUGAUGUGACUUUUCUUUGGUCCACAGAUGCUUAUUUCAGAAGCCAUUGAUCAUUGUAAUCAAUUAAAAUUGGGAUGAGCUAAAACAGAGCCUCCAAAUCUUAGGCUAGCAAAGAAGCCACCAUGAUACAUUAGAGCUGGCCUUACUUGUGGGACAUGAUAGAUGUUGUCUUUAAUAGUGAAAAGUCACCCAUGAUAGGACCCGACAGGUUCUGUCUCAUACUUACUUCUUACUUACCUCAGGAAUGCUCUUGUACAUAUUCGUAUCUGCAUAAAGUUAGGCAGAUUGUGGCAGGUGAAUAACUGUAACCAGUUACAUAACUGUAGCACUUACCACUUAAUGUGUAAACUCUUCAGAAACAAAGUCUUAUCCUAGUGUGUUCUUUUGCAUGCUUCUGAUUUGGGAUGCUCUGGAUUUGAUUAGGUAUCCAAACUAGUCCUGAGUGAAAAACCAUUACACCUUCUUAAAAAUAAUACAUAUUUUGUCCCUAGCCUUGAGCACCUGCCAUGUAACACCAACCACAGUUACUGAUAGGAGGUCAGGGAGAGGAACUUUUACAUAUAAUGUGUAUCCUGAUAAUCAGAAGGCUGGAAAAGGAAGUUUUGAAGAAGAGAGAAAGUUGUUCAAAUUGUGCUGAAAUUAUUAGAUGAUUUAGAGUACACAGAUCUAGGCAGGUAUUACCUCUUGAUCACUAUCACUUAUCUCUGCCCUUCUCUAGCAAUGUGUAUACCUGCUUGGGAGAAUUGAAACUUACUGAGCUAAAAGUUUUCUUUGCUGGUCAAUCACCUGGUAGUGACCUCUACAAGUUUAUGUCAUGUUGGGAGAAUUACAGUUUACCUCUUUUUCUCUCAUCCCUCCAACUUCUUCCCCUACCCAGAGCCUGCAGUUUCCCACACAGGCGCGCCAACUUUACACUCACAGGCUCCCACAAGCAGGCACAGAACUGAGGAGGGAGGGUUACUUCCCCUGCUCUGGUUUCAUGAGGCAGGGCUCUGCCUCACAGAGGCAGGAGAGAAGAAUUGGGCAGGUUUUGUACUGAACUCAUUGGGACUACUGUGCUAGUUUUGAUGUUUUAUAAUGCUGGCUUUUAAUACUGGAGAGGUGAUUUUUGGAUGAUGAUUUACCUAUUUGUGCGUUGUGAAAGUUUAGGAGCAUUGCCGUAUAGAAAAUGUCAGUCUGUCAACUCUUAGCGUGCUAAAAGGGGACAGUAUUGUCCUGUUGAAACUGUUCUCCAGUACAGACUUCUUAGGCACAAAGUGUUUGCUGUAGUACUUAAAGGAAUGCAGCAUGUAAGGAAUGAAGCCUCUGAAAUAGUAAUCAUGGAUGUAUAUGUGGCAGACCUUACUGUGUCUACACAUUCGGGAGUGUUAGUCGGUUUAAGGAAAUGAUAGAGAUUUUGAACUACUGACAAUCUUAAAAGUGAACUUAAAAACUUUUCAUACUUUUUAUGGUGUAAAUUUCCUUUGCUUGGUGUCAGUGAUUCAGAUAACUCUUGAUCUUGAGGUAUAGGCUUUUCAAAGGUUUCUUAUAUUUUAUAUCUCUUCUGAGUGAGAAUUGUCAUUUUACAUUUUUGACAUUUGUAUCAAAAGAGGAGUUGAGGAAAUCUUCAGAACACCAGUAACUUUUAAAUUCACUAUAGACUUCAGAAGUGUUUGAUUAUGUGUUAGAUAAAUGCUCUUGCAUGUGCAGACUCUUCUGCCAGCAAACCCAAGGGACCACAGCCUUUUUUAUAUGAGACAGGUCACUCUAGAGGACUGUCCAGAAUUUAUCAAAGGAAAUGCUACUGUGUCGAAAAGUAUCUUAAGUAAGUAUUAAUAAUGUCUUUAUAAUUUGUUUCCUUUAGAUAAAUUCUGGAAUUUGUAUAUUCUAUACAGCAGGAGGUGUAAAAAUUGGGAAGUGGUUUCUCGUUGUUUGGUUUUUGUUUGGAUCUGGGAGUGGGUGGCUCUUCGGAGAUCUAAUGGUAAGAGUAGAAGUUCAUUAUCACAAGAAAUAACCAUAGUGAUUUUUUUCUUAGUGUGUAGAGGUUGUUUUAUGGCAAUAAUUAAUAUUAGAUUUCUAUUUCAGUACAUAAGUAUAAUGAAUUAUAAUAUGAAUUGCACUCCCAGAACUAGAUAUCUGCUUCAGUAGGUUUGUUUGCUGUGAAGAUUACUUCUCAAAAGACAAAUGUUCAUACUAGCUUAAUUUUUGGUUUAAAUAUGUUUGUAAAUGAUGUAAUAUAUUUCUUUUGACUAAACAUGGGAAAAAUAAUGUGUGUUAUACAUUGAAAAGUUUUUAAAGGCUUUGAUUGGAGGUCAUUUUUGCAGAGAGGGUAUUUUAUAUGCUUCCAGUAUUUGGAAAAGAAUUAGUCAAAAGGAAUUCACAUAGUUUAAAUAUUGAAAAAUUAAUAUCCAAAUAAUGUACUUGUCUGAUUUCUUAAUAAGCUGGGGGAGGUGGGCGGGGUGGGGAUUGUAAUGUGCAAAUGAGUAGUGAACUCUACAUUCAUUUUUCAACUCUUUAACAUAAAACUCUUAAACCUUAACACAUUGUUACUUUAAUAUAUGUAUAAAGAAGUAUUACUGUUUGUAAAGCUGCUGUUUGCUUUAAAAAAAAACAAAACCUGUCAUUUAAGUAUUUUCUGUACGUUGUGCCAACAGGUUACAACAGUAACUUAUUCCACUUAAAAAUGUAAUCAAUUUUUGCUUUGAAAAUUUUUCUGUGACAUAAUUUAUUUAAAGACAUCUUCCUCCUCCCUUGCCCCUUCCAGCCUUUAUACACAUCACAGAGUAAGCCAAACUGUUUACCUAAUCUGAAAUCUGAAUCCUAAUUAAUUAUAAAAAUUUAAACUUUGUUGGCACAGCACACCUUAAAAGUAUUUGUGUUAUUUUGUAAUUUAAUUUCUAAAUAUACCACAUGAAUUUAUAAUUUAAUGUCUUAAUUGUAAUGCUCUAAUAAAAAAACUAGCAAAAUUAGUGAAUUAUAACAUGAAAAGA